AUGGGUUCUGCCGUUCAGAUCACGGCUAUGAAGCUUUUCACCUCGCGGGCCCGUCGCACCUCAGCGAUCAUUUUCUUUAUGACCUUUUUCGUCACCAGCCUACUGAUGCUUCAAACGGUGACCUUGCGGGAUAACCCAUUACCUGAAUUUUCUUCUCCUUUCCCUCCUUCACUAAGUUACCCAGCGAGUUCUGUUGACUGGUCACGCUACGCCUAUGUGCAAUAUGUUACGAACCUUGACUAUCUCUGUAAUUCGGUCAUGAUUUUUGAAUCGCUGUCCCGCCUGAACAGCAAGGCGGACAGACUGAUGAUGUUUCCAUCCGAAUUUAAACUGGAGAACAGUUCUGCGGAAGGAAGACUGCUCCACAAGGCCCAGGACCAAUAUGGUGUACAGCUCGUACCCAUCACCGUCCAAAGUAAGCCUACUAACGAAGCCACAUGGGCCAAGAGCUACACGAAGCUGCUUGCCUUCAACCAGACCCAAUAUGAUCGCGUUCUUAGUUUAGAUUCAGACGCAACUAUCCUACAGGUAUCUAUAUCCUCAGCAGAUGAACUCAUGGGAGGUAGACUAAUUCAGGGGCCCCGUUCGCAGUCCGUUGAUGAACUUUUCCUUCUACCCCCGUGUCCCGUUGCCAUGCCGCGUGCCUAUUGGGGCAACUUCGACGACCGCGUAUUAGGCUCUUAUAUAAUGCUGAUUCAGCCGUCUGAGUUCGAGUUCAACCGAGUCAUGCAGGCGAUCGAGAAAGCGAGCGACUCCGAGUACGAUAUGGAAAUUGUCAAUCACCUUUACCGCGACAGCGCCCUUAUCCUACCCCACCGGCCAUACGGUCUGUUGACCGGGGAGUUCCGCUCGAAUGAUCAUACCGCUUACUUGGGCAACGAUAUCGAAAUGUGGGAUCCCGACCAAGUCUUUAAGGAGGCAAAAUAUCUGCAUUUUUCCGACUGGCCCGUGCCCAAGCCGGGGAUCCGCGCUCCAAAGCCCAUCAUACAAGAAAACCAACCGAUGUGUCACAAUGAUACGGUCUCAGGCGCAGAGGACUGUCGUUCCCGCGACCUAUGGCUCGGCUUUUAUAGUGAUUUUGCGCGGAGACGAGGGGAGAUCUGUGGAACGAGCCUCAAGAGAAGGGGUACAACGAACAUUUAG
This is a messenger RNA of Aspergillus caelatus, 1143 nucleotides long. Its product is annotated as nucleotide-diphospho-sugar transferase. NCBI's taxonomy places the organism in Eukaryota, Fungi, Ascomycota, Eurotiomycetes, Eurotiales, Aspergillaceae. The coding region runs from base 1 to 1143 and encodes 380 amino acids. Gene Ontology annotation, molecular function: glycosyltransferase activity. The record is from RefSeq and is a predicted model, not a curated record. The transcript has 4 exons.